CACCACCACUCUUUCUGAUCGACUUGACUCUGCUCUCUUUGUCUCCUUUAAGUUAUCUUCCGUCAAUGGAUUCCUUUGCUGGAUUCGGCAAUUCUUAUGAAUUCAGCAGCACUAGCUUCUUCUUCACCGCACCCACCGACUCAUCUAUUCUUUAUGCCCCCACCGCACCCGAUGCAUCGGCGCUGCAACUUCUCUCCAACAGCCUCGAGUCCGUCUUUGACUCGCCGGAAUCUUUCUACAGCGACGCCAAGCUUGUUCUCUCCGGCGGACGGGAAUUAUCCUUCCACCGCGUUCUUCUCGCAGCGAGGAGCCCCUUCUUCAGAAACGCGCUGACCACCGCCGUCGUGAAGCUCGAGCUGAAGGAGAUCGCCAAGGAUCACGUCGUCGGCGUUGACUCGGUGGUCGCCGUUUUAGCGUACAUUUACAGCGGCAGAGUGAAGCCGCCGCCGAAAGGAGUCUCCGAAUGCGCAGACGAGAGUUGCUGCCACGUGUCCUGCCGGCCGGCGGUGGAUUUCAUGGUGGAGGUUCUGUAUAUAGCUUCCGUCUUCGAGAUUCAUGAACUAGCUACGCUCUACCAGAGGCAUUUACUGGACGUUGUAGACAAAGUUGUUGUAAUAGAGGACACAUUGCUCGUACUCAAGCUUUCUAGUAUCUGUGGUGAAGCUUGCAAGAAGCUAACAGAUAAGUGCUUAGAGAUUAUUGUCAAGUCUGAUGUCGACUUAGUUACUCUUGACAAGUCAUUGCCGCAACACAUCGUCAAAGAGAUAGUUAAAUUCCGUAACGAUCUCGGCUUUGAGGUGCCUGAGCUAGAGAAACAUGUCUUGAAUAUAUACAAGGCACUUGACUCUGACGAUGUCGAGCUUGUCAAGAUGCUUUUGACCGAAGGCCACACUAAUCUUGAUGAUGCCUACGCUCUUCAUUUCGCUGUUAAGUAUUGCGAUGUCAAGACCGCGAAUGAUCUCCUUGACCUAGAGAUUGCCGACGUUAACCUUAGGAAUCCAAGGGGAUAUACGGUGCUUCAUGUUGCCGCCAUGCGCAAGGAGCCUGAUCUGAUACUAUCUCUAUUGACAAAAGGGUCACGUGCAUCGGAAACGUCUUUGGAAGGUAGAACGGCUCUCUUGAUUGCGAAGCAAGUCACUAUGUUGGCUGAGUAUAAUAAUCUUGCGGAGCAAUGCAAGCCUUCUCUCAAAGGUAGGAUAUGCGUGGAGAUACUAGAGCAAGCGGACAAAGGAGAUCCAUUUCCUUGGGAUGUUUCUCCCUCUCUUGCAAUGGCGGACCAUGAACUCAAGAUGAGGCUGCUCGAUCUUGAAAACAGAGUUGCACUGGCUCAACGUCUCUUCCCAACGGAAGCACAAGUUGCAAUGAAUAUCGCCCAAGUGAAGGGAACAUCCGAGUUCACUGUGUCUAGCCUCGACCCUGACUAUCUCGCUGGUGCAAAGAGAACAUCACCUUUUAAAAUCCUAGAAGAGCAUCAAAGCAGAUUAAAAGCGCUUUCUAAAACCGUGGAACUGGGGAAACGCUUCUUCCCACGAUGUUCGGCAGUACUUGAUCAGAUUAUGGACUCUGACGAUUUGACUCAGCUGGCUUGCGGAGAAGGCGACACACCUGAGAAAAGAUUACAAAAGAAGCAGAGGUACAUGGAAAUACAGGAGACUGUGAAGAAGGCCUAUACUGAGGACAAGGAGGAACAUGGAAAUUCCUCUCUCUCAGCUUCGUCUUCUUCCACGUCCAAAUCAAAAGCUGGAAAGAGGUCUAAACUCUACCAUCGGCGUCGCUGAGACUCUUGGGGUAAUUUUUUUCGCUGCACCAUAUAUUAUUCUGUUUUCAUGAUUGUUUACUGUCUAUAGUUGCCGUCGUAUAGUUUUUUUUUUGGCCAUAGGCGUCAUAUAUUUUAUUCUUCAUACACAUCCUGUGUUUUAGAUCGCAGGUAUGUACCAUAACAAUAACCCGUGAUGGUGUUACAGAGUUUACAAGAAGCAAAGUGUGAAAAAAUGACAAAUGGUUAUCUACUAAUUAUCUUCUUCUAAGAACCAAAAUAAUAUUCAGUUUCCCUUGCUAUCACCACAGUUUAAGGUCAACAAGAAACUGUUCUCCAAACGUUUGGCAACGUUCAUGCACGAACUUUCAGGAUGCACUUUAGUCUGCAGCAGCCGGAAGUUGUUUCAAGCUUAAUGUUCAUCUCAUAGUUUCAAUGCAUCCAACAUUUUUAUUUUAUUUAAUUCAUUAAAUAUGUGAAUUUCAUAUAAAUAUGAAGCUGAUUUGUAACAAGUACAAAAGGAGGUGAAUUGUAAAUGUUGAGCCAGAUCUAGCAUCGAAGUUGGAUUACAUAAGAGGCGAGAUACGGAAUAAUAGGACAUGUAUACUUAACUUGCCGGAUUAUGAAGCCAUGAGUUCUUGGUGAUGGAGAAAUGGUCUCUCUUGGGAAAGGUGGUUUCUAACACCGUGACUCCGUGAGAGAGCUAGGUUGAAAAACAUCUAUGUGACUCUUGCUUUGUGAAUCUAGCUCUCUUUCACAAUCUCAUGACUUUUUGGGUUUCUGAAUUUUACUUCUUACCCACAUUUGUAUGAGAUUAGUCUAACAAUGCCUACUGGUAUUUCUUUUGAGUUUUUUUUGAACUGUAAGAAUACUUAUUGAACUACAAGUGUUAAAAAGGUCUAGGUUACGCAAAA
Messenger RNA from Brassica napus (rape), 2670 nucleotides. RefSeq names its product regulatory protein NPR1. Gene Ontology annotation, biological process: regulation of salicylic acid mediated signaling pathway; defense response to fungus; defense response to bacterium. Gene Ontology annotation, cellular component: cytoplasm; nucleus. Lineage: Eukaryota; Viridiplantae; Streptophyta; Magnoliopsida; Brassicales; Brassicaceae. Bases 66 to 1778 code for a protein of 570 amino acids. The record is from RefSeq and is a predicted model, not a curated record. The transcript is spliced from 4 exons. Gene Ontology annotation, molecular function: protein binding.